This is a messenger RNA of Uncinocarpus reesii 1704, 969 nucleotides long. RefSeq lists its product as uncharacterized. Gene Ontology annotation, cellular component: tRNA methyltransferase complex. The coding region runs from base 1 to 969 and encodes 322 amino acids. The transcript is spliced from 3 exons. Gene Ontology annotation, biological process: RNA (guanine-N7)-methylation; tRNA methylation. Gene Ontology annotation, molecular function: tRNA (guanine(46)-N7)-methyltransferase activity. NCBI's taxonomy places the organism in Eukaryota, Fungi, Ascomycota, Eurotiomycetes, Onygenales, Onygenaceae. The record is from RefSeq and is a predicted model, not a curated record.
AUGACAACCCCGCCACCAAAACGCCAAAAGCGCAAUGAAUACCGCAAUGAAAGAAACGCUCAAGAGACUGGGCCAAUUCAAAUGCCCAAGAAACGGCUAUUCCGCCAACGAGCCCAUGCGAAUCCCUUUUCAGAUCACCAGUUGAGCUACCCGAUCAGCCCGGAUCAUAUGGAUUGGUCCGUCCAUUUCCCAGCCUACGUGGACCCAGACCCGAGUAAGACGAAUGCAGCCGGUGCGCGGAAGCUAUUGAAAGACGUGAAGGUUGCCGAUAUAGGAUGCGGGUUUGGAGGAUUGCUGGUCGCUCUGGCGCCGGUGAUGCCUGAUACUCUGAUGGUCGGAAUGGAAAUCCGCAUACAGGUCCUCGAAUACGUCACGGCGCGAAUCCAGGCUCUCCGGUCGCAACAACCGCCUCCUGAAGCGCCGCCGGAGUCAACUCCUUCAGACGAAAGUCUACAGACGCAAACGCAAUCGCAAGCGCCAGCGCCAGCGACCCCAUCUCCCUCCUCGACCGCCGUGUCUCGUGCGUCAUAUCAGAAUAUAUCAGCCAUCCGCACAAACACGAUGAAAUUCCUCCCCAACUUCUUCUCGCGCCACCAACUCUCCUCGAUAUUCAUCUGCUUUCCCGACCCACAUUUCAAGGCGCGAAAGCACAAGGCGCGAAUCGUCUCGACAACGCUGAAUGCGGAAUAUGCAUAUGUGCUCAGGCCGGGAGGCAAACUAUACACGAUAACUGACGUGGAAGAUCUGCAUCUCUGGAUGGUCAGCCAUUUUGAAGGGUCUGCGGAUGACGCAGCGGGGAACGGGAUUAGUGAGCUGUGGGAGCGAGUCGGUGAUGAAGAGUUGGAGCAGGAUGUGUGCGUUAAGAUUAUGAGAGAAGAGACGGAGGAGGGGAAGAAAGUUACUAGGAACGGAGGGAAGAAGUUUGUGGCCGUAUGGCGGCGAAAGGAGGAUCCGGAAUGGAUCCCAUGA